AUGGAUUUUGGAUGCCAUCUGAUUCCAUGCGAUCAUGUGAUUGUUAAAACACGGCACUCCUAUGUGUUUACGAACAUAAGGCCGUUUCUUCCAAUGCACAUACUUGUUUCUCCAAUAUCAAAGAAGGAGAGACUGCACGAGCUGAGUAGUGAAGAGACGUCAGAUUUGUUCAAUACAGCUCGCAUCGCAAUGAAGGCAUUGAGAUCAAUGUGUGAUGGGUUUACACUGAGUGUGCAGGAUGGCCCAUGUGCAGGGCAGUCGGUGCAUCAUGUGCAUGUUCAUAUUGUUCCAAGAAUCGCCAAUGAUCUUGAGAGAAACGACGAUAUUUAUGAGGAAGGCGCACUUGACUCAGCAAGCAGACCUUCAAGAAGCUAUGAAGAAAUGAAGAAGGAAGCCAUGGAGCUUAGAGAGGUAUUUAGGCACUUUUUUGAGUCAGAAAGCAUGUAUUAUGAAAUGGACUUUGAAUAG
Ordospora pajunii is the source of this 468-nucleotide messenger RNA. RefSeq names its product putative HIT domain-containing protein. The transcript has a single exon. The record is from RefSeq and is a predicted model, not a curated record. Bases 1 to 468 code for a protein of 155 amino acids. NCBI's taxonomy places the organism in Eukaryota, Fungi, Microsporidia, Ordosporidae. Gene Ontology annotation, molecular function: catalytic activity.